Molecule: messenger RNA, 234 nt
Organism: Talpa occidentalis (Iberian mole)
Lineage: Eukaryota; Metazoa; Chordata; Mammalia; Eulipotyphla; Talpidae
Product: signal transducer CD24-like
Biological process (GO): cell adhesion
Cellular component (GO): external side of plasma membrane
Source: RefSeq, a predicted model, not a curated record
AUGGGUAGAGUGAUGGUAGCCAGGCUGGGACUGGGGCUGCUGCUUCUGGCAUUGCUCCUACCCACGCAGAUUUAUUCACAUACCACAACUUCUGUAAUUACUGCAAGUAAUUCUACCCAGACUACCUUGACAGCCCCAAAUCCAACUAAAACCGCUACGGCAAGUGCUGGUGCCCUGAAGUCCACAGCCAGUCUCUUCGUGAUCUCGUUCUCCCUCCUACGUCUCUACUGUUAA